AUGCAGGCACUCUGUCGGAAGUAUUCCGGCCAACGAGAAGCAACCCAGCGGGUAGGGCCACUGGGUUGGGAUUGGGGUCGUGGUUGGGGGUCAUAUAUGCCCCGUGCGCAAACUGAGGACGGAUGCCGGGAAUUAGUCCAACUCUUCUCUUCCAUCCGAUGCGUGGCCCUGGACAUACAAGAUUGCAAGCACGUUGCAAGCACGUUCGGUGCGCACGCUUUUGAACCGUCAAGUCGCUAA
Messenger RNA from Aspergillus nidulans FGSC A4, 240 nucleotides. RefSeq lists its product as uncharacterized. The record is from RefSeq and is a predicted model, not a curated record. Bases 1 to 240 code for a protein of 79 amino acids. NCBI's taxonomy places the organism in Eukaryota, Fungi, Ascomycota, Eurotiomycetes, Eurotiales, Aspergillaceae. The transcript is spliced from 4 exons.